GUAUGAAGAACAGCACUCCACCGUUGUUAUCCAGUUUAGAGAGAGAAACACCACUCUCUAGUGAGAGAAAAUUGAAGCGAUUCAGAUUCUUCCAAGUAUAAAUUUUCUUUUUGUAGAGCUGGAGUAAAUCAAUUAUAGAGCGCUGGUUCCGAAUUUCCGGUGACAAUGGCAAUCGGCGCCGUCGUUUCGCACCGGAAUUUCGGAUCUUUCAUCGAUUCCGGAAGAGUACGUCGUGGAGAAUCAGCUACAACAAAUCAAAGAGGAGAGCCCUUGGGUGUUUCUGCUGUACAAUGUGUAAAUAGGAAAUUCUUUUGCAACAAGCUAUAUCUUCCAAGGGGAUUGUGUGGAUACACAUAUUACUCAUCUCUUCACACUAGUGGUCGGUCAAACAGUAAAUGUUUGAGAUCAAAAUCGCCGUCUCAUGUUGAAGCUUUCCUCUCAGUGUCCCAGUUACUGAAUGAGAACUUCAUCUUCAUCAAUCGUAGACAAAGAAUGAGAGGAAUAUGUCAAUGCAGCCUUUUUGAAGCGUGCUUCAAUGACAAUAGUAUACAUCCAAGGAAGUUAGAUAACCUUGGCUUCAUUGAUAGGCACGUCCUUUCCUCCAAGCAUACAAUAGUUACAAGGACCAGAGCUGACUUCAAAUCUGAAGAGCAUGACAUAACAGGAACUGAGUUGGAGUCGGUUGGAUCAUCUGAGAUGGCAAGCGAAGCUGCUUUACAUGAAGGAAAUGAGCAAUCACAACCUUGGUGGAAGCAGUUCCCAAAACGAUGGGUGAUAGUGAUGCUAUGUUUUGCUUCAUUUCUGUUGUGCAAUAUGGACCGUGUGAACAUGAGUAUAGCAAUACUUCCAAUGUCGAAGGAAUUCAACUGGAAUAGUGCUACUGUUGGUCUAAUUCAGUCUUCAUUCUUCUGGGGUUAUCUACUAACACAGAUUGUUGGAGGCAUAUGGGCAGACAAAUUUGGUGGGAAGCUAGUACUUGGUUUUGGAGUUGUUUGGUGGUCCAUUGCAACAGUUUUGACGCCUAUUGCAGCCAGAAUUGGGCUUCCGUUCUUACUUGUAAUGCGUGCCUUUAUGGGCAUAGGCGAGGGAGUUGCUAUGCCUGCAAUGAAUAAUAUGUUAUCUAAAUGGAUUCCUGUCUCCGAGAGAAGCAGAUCACUUGCUCUAGUAUACAGUGGUAUGUAUCUUGGUUCAGUGACUGGUUUGGCUGUAUCUCCUGUAUUGAUCCACAAAUUUGGGUGGUCUUCUGUGUUCUAUGCUUUUGGUUCCCUUGGAAGCAUCUGGUUUGCGCUGUGGUUGAAGAAUGCACACAGUUCACCAGAAGAAGAUCCAAAACUCAGUGCCGAGGAAAAGAAACUGAUAUUGGGAGGCAGCAUACGGAAGGAACCAGUCUCUGAAAUUCCAUGGAAAAUAAUUUUAUCCAAGGCACCUGUCUGGGCUCUCAUCAUCACCCAUUUCUGUCAUAAUUGGGGUACAUUUAUUCUAUUAACGUGGAUGCCUACUUACUAUAACCAGGUGUUGAAGUUCAACCUCACUGAAUCCGGACUACUCUGUGUGCUUCCAUGGUUUACCAUGGCCGUGUUUGCUAAUAUAGGUGGUUGGAUUGCAGACACCCUUGUCAGCAAAGGUCUUUCAAUUACAUCAGUUCGUAAGGCAAGCAUUUCUAUUGAUCGUUUAGGCCCUGCAUUCUUUCUAACACAGCUUAAGCAUGUGAAAACACCUGCUUUAGCUGUGCUAUGCAUGGCAUGCAGUCAGGGAUCGGAUGCAUUUUCACAGUCUGGACUGUACUCCAAUCACCAAGAUAUUGGGCCUCGUUAUGCUGGAGUACUGUUGGGGUUAUCCAAUACAGCUGGUGUGCUGGCUGGCGUAUUUGGUACCGCUGCCACUGGAUACAUACUCCAAAAGGGUUCAUGGGAUGACGUGUUCAAAGUGGCUGUUGUACUGUACAUCAUAGGCACAUUGGUGUGGAACUUCUUCUCCACAGGAGAGAAAAUUCUGGACUAGAUUUCCAUGAAACUAUAGGAAGAUCUGCUAGAUAGCUACAGAGAUACAGCAAAAAGAUGAUGAGGUACGUAAUAACAAUGGUCAAUUAAUAACUACGGGAACCAAAAGGAGGACCCGAGUAAAUAAGAAUCGAAUGCGAACAUUUUCGUACUUCUAUACCAUGUUGAAUCACCUCGACUGCUGCUUUUGAUGACUUUCAGAUGGGGUUCCCUCAGGUUGCUUCGAUGCUUCCUACUAAGUUUAGGCGGGGUAGUUAAAUCUAUUAAAUUUUAAAAAAAGAAUGUUCCUACUAGUAUUUUCUUUAACUCAUGAGGUGCCUCACUGCUUGAACUAUCAACAAAACUCGAGUGGACCUCGACAUUUUACACUGCAGAGAAUAUGAUUUCAGCUUUCCUUGCAAUUUUUUUUUUUUUUUUUUUUUAUUGUGAUUCAAUAUCUAUAUAUAUGAAUUGGGGUGUAAUUGCCUUU
Molecule: messenger RNA, 2469 nt
Organism: Olea europaea var. sylvestris
Lineage: Eukaryota; Viridiplantae; Streptophyta; Magnoliopsida; Lamiales; Oleaceae
Product: ascorbate transporter, chloroplastic
Exons: 11
Coding region: 166-2001 (611 amino acids)
Biological process (GO): transmembrane transport
Molecular function (GO): transmembrane transporter activity
Source: RefSeq, a predicted model, not a curated record